AAAAAAAUUCUCAAAAUAAUCCAAUCAAAUCAAGUCGAACAUAGCCGAAGCCUCGAACCCAAGCAUGGCCAGAGACUGACAGAACACAGACGACCUCCAUCGUCGUUCAUGUGAAAGAACAGUUGAGCUGUUUACUCUCUCUGCUCUCAUAUUCACAUCAAGCAAAGCACUACAACCUUCUUUACCUCGCUAUGGCAACACAACGGUUAUUUUUUCAAACACCCUCACUCAGAAGAACAACGCCUUCAGUUUCUAUUCAUCAAUUCAUCAGAACCACAGCAACCCAAACCCUAGAAACUCCAUCCAAACAAACCCACCCAUCGAUUGAAUUACCAGAUUCGUCAACACCCAUCUCCAUUUCCGACUCCUUCAUGGUUGAAAAGAUUUUGUGGAGUCUCAAACAAGGUAAUAAGUCCAAUUCUCCUCAUAGUUAUCUGUUUCAAUUAAACCCCUCAAUUUUCGUUGAUGUUCUUUAUCGAUGCCAUGAGAAUUUGCAAAUGGGUCAGAGGUUUAUUGAUUUAAUUGCCACAAAAUAUCCUAAUUUCAAGCACUCAUCGAUUUCGUUGAGUGCUGCGAUUCAUAUAUUGGCUAGGAGUCGGAGGGUAUCAGAUGCCCAGGCUUUGAUUCUUCGGAUGGUUCGAAAGAGUGGUGUUUCGCGGGUUGAGAUUGUCGAUUCGUUAGUUUCGACUUAUCGAAAUUGUGGCUCGAAUCCACUUGUUUUUGAUUUGUUAAUUAGGACUUAUGUGCAAGCUAGGAAGUUGAGGGAAGCUACAGAGGCGUUUCGCGUGCUGAAAAGUAGAGGUUUUUGUGUGCCUUUAAAUGCUUGUAAUUGUCUUCUUGGAGGGCUUGUUAAGGUUGAGUGGGUGGACUUAGCUUGGGAAGUGUAUGGGGAAAUCGUUAGAAGUGGGAUUGAAGUGAAUGUUUAUACACUAAACAUCAUGGUUAAUGCAUUGUGUAAAGAUCGGAAACUGGAAAAUGCAAAAUUGUUUCUUUCUGAAAUGGAAGACAAAGGAAUUUUUUCUGAUAUUGUGACAUAUAAUACUUUGAUUAAUGCAUAUUGUCGUGAAGGGCUUAUAGAAGAAGCUUUUGAGUUAAUAAACUCGAUGUUGAGUAAGGGUUUAAAACCAUGUCUUUUCACUUAUAAUGCAAUAAUAAAUGGUUUAUGUAAGAAUGGAAAAUAUGCCAGAGCAAAGGAAGUUUUGGAUGAAAUGUUGCAGAUUGGACUAAGCCCCGAUGCUACCACUUAUAACACACUGCUUGUUGAGUGUUGUAGGAACGAUAAUAUGUCUGAUGCUGAAGCAAUUUUUGAUGAAAUGUUUCUUAGAGGUGUUGUUCCUGAUUUAGUCAGUUACAGUUCACUUAUCGGAUUGUUUUCAAGGAAUGGGCAUCUUGAUCGGGCAUUAGAAUAUUUUAAGGGUAUGAAGAGUGUUGGCCUAAUACCAGACAAUGUAAUUUACACUAUUCUUAUUGGUGGGUUUUGUAGAAAUGGAAUGAUCUUGGAAGCUUUGAAGGUGCGGGAUCAAAUGCUGGAGCAGGGUUGCUUUAUGGAUGUGGUUACUUACAAUACUAUUUUGAAUGGGUUGUGCAAAGAGAAGAUGCUUUCCGAUGCCGAUCAGCUUUUCAAUGAAAUGGUGGAAAGGGGUGUAUACCCUGAUUUUUGCACUUUUACCACACUAAUGCAUGGAUAUUGUAAUGAUGGGAAUAUGAACAAAGCCCUGAGCUUGUUUGGGUCAAUGCUUGAGAGGAAUCUCAAGCCAGAUGUUGUAACGUACAAUAGUUUAAUUGAUGGAUAUUGCAAGGAAGGUGAAAUGAAUAGAGCUAAUGAGUUAUGGGAUGAUAUGAUUGCUAGGAACAUCUUUCCUAAUCACAUUACAUACAGCAUUCUGAUCAAUGGAUUUUGUAGUCAGGGUCGUGUAUCUGAGGCAUUCAGAUUGUGGGAUGAGAUGGUUGGAAAAGGUAUUGAGCCCACUGUUGUGACUUGUAACACUGUUGUAAAAGGCUAUUGCCGGUCUGGGGAUGCAGCAAAGGCAUAUGACUUUUUGAAUAAGAUGACUUCCAAAGGAGUUGUUCCUGAUAGCAUUACAUUCAACACUCUUAUACAUGGAUUUAUAAAAGAAGAGAAUAUGGACAAAGCACUUGACUUGGUUUAUAAAAUGGAAAAUCAAGGACUAUUACCUGAUGUUGUUACAUACAAUGUGAUUCUGGAUGGUUUCUGUAGAGAAGGUAGAAUGCAAGAAGCAAAUUUGGUAUACAAGAAGAUGACUCAGAGGGGCGUGAAUCCUGAUAGAUCCACAUAUGUAUCAUUGAUAAAUGGACAUGUCACACUAAACAAUUUGAAGGAAGCAUUUCGAUUCCAUGAUGAAAUGUUGCAGAGGGGUUUUGUGCCAGAUGAUAAAUUUUAAUUUUUUCACUUUUGUAAUCAUGAAAAGCUAUGACUUAAUGAAUUGUGCCAUUUGAUACAUUUUAAUUGCUCAUGUAUUGCCCAUUGACCCAUAAGUACGAGAUUGGAUACAUGAAGACUAUAUAAUAUUGUAAUCACCACUGAGUCUCAAAUUGCGAGGAUAAUGAAGAAGAGUGUUCUUUUGACGGUGGGGGAGAGGCAAGUCUAUGAUCAUGGGUAAAGUUUUUAGUUAUCUUAACUUAUCAAAAUAAAAACAAAAAGUUUUCAUAUCGUAAUGUUUCCAAUAUUUUUUUUAAUGCAUUAUUAGCUGUCUUCUUUCACUGCAUGUUUGUGUGAUGAAAUAUAUUGCCAUGGAGCCAAAGGGCAGUGCCAUAGAGGCCCCAUCAUAAUUUGUGCUAUUUGUCUUGGCCAAUAGAACUGUGCAGUAAUAGAUAGAAGUUUUUGUUUUAAAUUGGAGUAAUAGAUAGAAGCUAGAUGACUUACAUUUGUUACUAUUGCAAUAGACAUCAUACCAUGCUAUGGAAUUUGUAUUGGAAUGAGUGUAUGUAGACUAUAAUGUUCAUUCAUGUUCUCCUUUGCAUCAAUUAGGUUCAUGCUUUAUAAUCAUUCUUCACCUUUUUGGCCAGGUGAGAGUUUUGCAUGUUGGUCCUUCGCAAUCAUGUAACUCUAAUUUUUUUUUUUUGCAAAUAACUUUUAAUCUAGGGUAAAUUAGAUUGACCUCCCCUUGUGAGGUUUGGGAAAAAUAAAAUAAGCCAUAUAGUUUUGACGUAAUUACACCAACCUCCCCUCCACUAAUGAUAGAAUAAACAAUAAAUGAAUUUUCCCCCUCGUAUAUUUUGUGUUUAACAGUUAAAUUUAACUUGAAUGAGAAAUUACGAAUUGAUCCCUCUUCAAUAAGGUUGUUUUUGUGUCCCCAUCUCUUUCUCCCACUCUUGGAUGAACCUGCUCCUCCCCCUCCUCCCCAGAAGUUGAUCCCUCUCUUCUCAGCUAGCCACCACCCACUCUUACCCCUCUGGCAUAUCCCCUCCAUCAUUGCCAACCCACCCUCUUUUUCCCUCUAGUGCCACUACAACCACCCAAUCACCACCUAGCCACCGCCCAAUCAAUAUGCAAAAUGUGUCCUCUCUUAUCUCAUCAUGCUUGUGGCUAGGGGUUUUUUGCAUUGUUCACAACAGGUACUUAUUUAAUAUUUUAGGAAUAUCGUGUGGUAUUGGUUGUGUGGUGGUCCAAACCAAUAGCGUAGCAGGGAAUCUUGUGGAUUAAACAUAGUAACUCAUCAUUAUUAGAUAGUUGGGAGAUAAUGGGCAAAUCACUUAGUGUGAGUUCGAUUUCUCAUGCCGGGAGCACCACGUAGGCAAUGCCACAUAGUAUUCCGGAAUUAUCUAACAAUUUUCAUUCAAAACACAUCGUUUAUGAACAAUACCAUCUCUCUAAUAUUUUUCUUUCAAAUAAAAAUUAAAUAUAUUUUAUAAUAAUUUGUGCUAUAAAUGUUACGUUUUAUUUUCUAAAAUUUGCAAACUUACAUCACUAUCGUGUGCCGAGUUAUUCCACACUAUCAUAGAAUUUUGAUUUGAAUAUCUAAUUUUUUAUGUUUAAUUUUAGCUCAUAAAAUUAUUGUCUUAUUGUUGAUCACGAAAAGAAAAAUUUUGAAAUUGUAAUUAAUGGGUGCCCCCUCUGGCUCCGCUACUGCCCUCCAUCAUUGCCAACCAACCCUCUUUUCCCCUCCAGUGCUGCCACAACCGCAUGAUCACCUUGCAACCACCAUCAUUGCAAUGGCCACGAUCCUAGCUGCCCCUCUCAUCUCUCUCAGAACCAACUCCCAAAGCAAUGUCCACCUUGAUUCUUGAUUGCUGAUGCUUUCUCUAAUUGCUCUUAGCAGCUUGUGGCCAUACAAACAGAAAAAUAAAUUGCAAAAUGGAGCAGCAAAUGCAACAACUCAACAUCUAAUUACAUGACUAAUUUUCAGCUCUCAUUUCAUCUCUUCUCUUGUUUAGUUUGUGAUUUUUUUUCAUUACCCGUCAAUUCUAUCGUUUGUUAUACUAAGAAUAGAGGAAACCCAGUUUGUGGUACCCUUGCAACCUCCAAUAAAUCACAUAGAAAAAUUCUCUCACAGAAGCAUUCAAUUUUUUAAAGUUUGCUCACAUGGAAUAUAAGAGUGCUGGGUAUUUUCGUUCAUGGUUUGUGUUUUGGGUUUUACUUUGUGAUUAUUCCUUCAGGUAUUGUAAAUGUUUUUGAGUGGUAAAGAGAACACGAGGAUGGUUGUGGCAGACUCACAAUUAUGAAAACAUCCAAUAAGAGUGAGAGGGAUGAGUAGAGUGAAGGAGGGGUCAUGACUUUAUUAGUUGUGUAUGAAGCAAAAUGGUUGCUCCGAAAUUGGGCCGAGUUGAAGAGUGAUUUGGAAGUUAUUGUCGGACAAAUUUCAGACAGCAAUAGUGGAACAAAGCCACUAAAAACCCCUAACCAGUGUAACAACAAAAUUGAGGCGAUGAAGAAGAAAAUGUAUCAAAUGGAAUCUGCCGUAAAUAACCAUUUUGUUCUAGCAUCAUGGUGUUCCCAAAAACUGUGGGGCUAAGCGUAAUUUCUUCAUACCUUGGGAGAGUUCAGUGUAAUUUACUCUUUAAUCAGUUUUGUCUUCUGUUUUGAUAACCAAAUGACCUCUAUUGUUGGGUUGGUCAUUUCUAUUUCCUUUACACUGCUCCAUGUGUGCUGAUUUCAUUUUUCCAGGGAUUUCAAGUUGGGAGCUUUCGAUAACAAAUUGACAAUUAACUUGGAAAAAAUGCCACCUCGACUUAUUUGAGGAGAUCGGUCUUCUCAUAAUAUGUUUGAGCCAAAAACAGGCUGCUUCCCUUAGAUCUGUUGCAGAUUCUAUUAUAAUAUAUGUUCAAUAUGAAAUGGUUGGAGAUUAACCUCUGAUUAAGCAUUCUUCACAUUCAUCCCUCAGCAAGCAAGGAAAAUAAGGACUGCAAUUUUAGUUUUGAAAGAAUGCAAACAACAGUGGGAAUACCUGCAACUGCAUUUGAUGGAAAUGAUUUUAACAAAGAGCCACUCAGUCAACCCGUUUGCAGUAUAUAGACUGGAAGCUUGGAAUUCUGCUGCAAUAGGAAAUAAUGUGGCAAUGAUGAAAUUUUUAAGCGGAAUUUGCUUAUCAAAUGAUUUUUUAUCACUGCAUUGGUGCAACAGUAUAUAUUUAUUGUACUGAUGAAUGGAAUACAUGUAAAACACGUCAGUAUAGAUAAAUUUGAUUAUUUUGGGUGUAUAUGUUUCGGUAAAGUUUAAUUUGUUGUAUUUUUCUUUCCGAUGUAACCCAAAAAAAAAAAAAAAGUUU
Molecule: messenger RNA, 5726 nt
Organism: Camellia sinensis
Lineage: Eukaryota; Viridiplantae; Streptophyta; Magnoliopsida; Ericales; Theaceae
Source: RefSeq, a predicted model, not a curated record